This is a messenger RNA of Quercus robur (English oak), 396 nucleotides long. RefSeq lists its product as uncharacterized. The record is from RefSeq and is a predicted model, not a curated record. The transcript has a single exon. NCBI's taxonomy places the organism in Eukaryota, Viridiplantae, Streptophyta, Magnoliopsida, Fagales, Fagaceae. Bases 1 to 396 code for a protein of 131 amino acids.
AUGUGGCUAUUUGAUAGUAGGUGUGGAGAGGUGGUUGAAGCAGCAUGGAGAUCAUGUGUAUCAUUAAAUCCGAAUAAAGAAAUCCUUGGAAAAAUAGAAAAGUGUGGCAAAGAUUUAUCAUGGUGGAAUUACAAUGUCUUUGGCAAUGUAAGGAGGGAGUUAAAAAAGAAGAGGGACAUGCUAGCUGAAGAGGAGGCCGUGGCAUUAAGAACUGGUAGCAAUGUACGGAUCAAAGAAUUGCAAAGAGAGAUAAAUGAGUUGCUGGAUCGAGAAACAAGGAUGUGGAAUCAAUGCUCCCAUAUUCUUUGGCUGAAAAAUGGAGAUGGAAAUACAAAAUUUUUCCAUUGUGUGAUUAUGGGAAUAAAUGACAUCCAUGGAGUAUGGAAGGAAAGGUAG